AUGGAUGAGACGCCAAGUUACAAGUCACUGGAGUGCAUUGAUUUUGGCGCAAAUAAUUGGUGUUUAGCCUUUCAACCGCUUUAUAAACACGCCCUUCUGACAAGUUUGAGCAAUGGCGAAGUCCACCAUUUAGACUGGGACACAGGAAAAUCAAAGCAAGUCACAGAGACAGGCGACAUCUCAUGCAACGAUUUGAAAGUCAUAAAUAGUGACUACAAUAACGGCACACUCUAUGCUGUAGCGUCUGGUAGCUCAGUUAAAAUCUUUGACAUCAGAUCCCAGAAUGCUGUGGCACUACUCAAAAAUGAUAAAAAUGCUCCGUUUCUGUCUCUGGAUUCUCGUCAUAACUUUCUAGCUUCAGGCACGGAACUAAGUGGUGUCGAUGCAGAGAUUUUAAUGCAUGAUAUCAGGAAGUGGAAUGUACCUGUCAAAACCUUCAUUGACUCUCACCACGAUGACGUAACGGAUCUCAAAUUUCAUCCUAGUGACCCUCAUAUAUUGCUUAGUGGAUCCACUGAUGGCUACACCAACAUCUAUGAUCUCAGGCACCAAGAUGAGGAGGAUUGUCUGCAUCAAGUUAUCAAUUUUGCUUCAAUCCAUUCCUGUGGGUGGCUUUCACCAAAAAGAAUAUAUACGCUAUCGCACAUGGAAACUUUUGCCAUUCACGAAUUGAAUGAUAUUACGGAUGAAGCCCGCGAACCCAAGCCUCUAGACUUUUGUGACGUUCGAGAAACAUGGAACUGCGGUUAUGUUAUUGAUAUAUACCCAGGUUUCAUCGCAGCUGGCAGUUCACAACAGAAUUGCGGAUUCUUAAAGUUGCUUCCUUUUGAAAACGAGAUAGUGGAAGUCAAAAAUUCAAUUGUCAUUCCGUCUGCCCACGGUAACGAGGUAAUAAGAGAUGUUUACAUUCCCCCAGAGCAAUCAGAUCUACUUUACUCUUGCGGUGAGGACGGCUGUGUUAGAAUCUGGAAAGGCCGAAAGGCCUUGAACGUCCCUUCCGAAUUUUGGGAGUACUCUGCAAAAUUAGACGUUCUAUCAGAUUCGACACCAGUGCCUGUGCAACCAAAUACUUUAGACGCAGAAGCCACUAAGAGACCAAUUGAAGUGAUUCAUUCUGAUAGCAGGAAGGAAAAGAAUAAGAAAAAUUCGAAAAAGUCUCAAUCAAAAAGAUACAAACCUUAUUAA
This is a messenger RNA of Zygotorulaspora mrakii, 1185 nucleotides long. RefSeq lists its product as uncharacterized. The record is from RefSeq and is a predicted model, not a curated record. Lineage: Eukaryota; Fungi; Ascomycota; Saccharomycetes; Saccharomycetales; Saccharomycetaceae. The transcript has a single exon. Gene Ontology annotation, molecular function: protein binding. Bases 1 to 1185 code for a protein of 394 amino acids.